Messenger RNA from Jaculus jaculus (lesser Egyptian jerboa), 1042 nucleotides. RefSeq names its product WD repeat domain 38 (gene Wdr38). The record is from RefSeq and is a predicted model, not a curated record. The transcript has 9 exons. The coding region runs from base 1 to 900 and encodes 299 amino acids. Gene Ontology annotation, molecular function: protein binding. NCBI's taxonomy places the organism in Eukaryota, Metazoa, Chordata, Mammalia, Rodentia, Dipodidae.
AUGAACAGCGGGACCCCAGGGACGCUGGCCGUGAAGAGAGUGAGGUUCUUCGGCCAGCACCGUGGGGAGGUCAACUGCUCUGCUUUCUCCCCGGAUGGCCGGAUACUGCUCACAGCCUCCGAGGAUGGCUGUGUGUAUGGUUGGGACACACACAACAGGAGGCUGCUGUGGAAGAUGGCUGGUCACACAGGCCCUGUAAAGUUUUGCCGCUUCUCCCCUGACGGCCACCUCUUCGCCAGCUCCUCUUAUGACUGUACCAUUCGUCUGUGGGAUGUAGCAAAAGCCAAGUGUCUGAAGGUGCUAGAAGGUCACCAGCGGAGUGUGGAGACUGUCAGCUUCAGUUCUGACUCAAGACUGCUGGCGUCAGGUGGCUGGGACAAGCGGGUGAUGCUCUGGGAGGUGCAGUCAGGCCACAAUGUAUGCUUGUUGGCUGGACACCAUGACUCUGUCCAGAGCAGUGACUUCUCUCCAAAUGCUGACUGUUUGGCCACUGGUUCUUGGGACUGCACAGUACGCAUCUGGGACCUGCGGGUGAGGACCCCAGCAGUCUACUCCCAGAAACUGGAGGGCCACGGAGGCAAUAUCAGCUGUCUGUGCUACUCAGCCUCUGGCCUGCUGGCAUCUGGCUCCUGGGACAAGACCAUCCGCAUCUGGAAGCCAGCAACCAACAACCUACUCACCCAGCUCACGGGCCACACAACCUGGGUGAAGAGUGUAGCUUUCUCUCCUGACGAGCUGCAGCUGGCCAGUGCUGGCUACUCCCACAAGGUCAAGGUCUGGGACUGCAACUCUGGAAAGUGCCUUAAGACCCUGAAGGGACGUCUGGAUGUGGCCCAUGCCUGUGUCUUCACCCCAGAUGGGAAACUCUUAGUGUCUGGGGCUGCUCAUCCGUCAAGCUAAGUCCACUGCUCAAGCCACCUAGGACCUUUUCCCCGCACACCACUACCACCGGCCCCAAGAAACUAACAGUGCCCACCAGACCCACGCUUCCAGGACCACCCUCCACCCCUGGCCUACCUCUGUGGGGAGGCCAGUGCAAAUA